AUGGGGGACCAGAGGCGGCUGGACCGGCCGAGGUCCCCGGGCAUGGACUCCAAGCCCUGGUACUGUGACAAACAGCCUUCCAAGUGCUUCGCGAAGCGCAAGCACAGGCGCCUGAGGUUCCCGCCCAUAGACCCUCGGAACCGGGUAUUUGUGACGCAGGGCAUGGACAACUUCCGCUACGGCUGUCCGUCUCCCGAAGAUACGCUCGUCUGUCGCCGUGACGAGUUUUUACUCCCCAAAAUAUCUCUCAGAGGUCCCCAAGCUGACCCCAAAAGCAGGAAGAAAAAGCUGCGCAAGAAAGCGGCCCUGUUUUCCAAGCUCUCACGAGCCAAGCCAGCACGGAAGACGUUCGUAGAGGGAGUGGAAGCCCAGCUGACGGCCGAGCCUCCCUUGGCCAUGAACUCCAAUCUGGGAGAAGAUAUGUCUCCAGAUCUACUACUACAGGUGCUGAAACCGCUGGAUCCUGAGAGGAAGCUGGAGGACGCAUGUGCUUGUGAGGGCCAGGGGACGACAACCGACGAACCCAUGGAGCCUGGUAAAUACCCCUGCAGGGAAUUCUCCCCUCGGCCACCCGAGACUCGGGUGUCCUGUCUCCACCCAGAGCCUCCCAAGUCUCCAGUGUCUAGUCUCUGCCCGGAGCCUCCUGAGACUGGAGUGUCCCAUCUCCGCCCAGAGCCUCCUGAGACUCAGGUGUCCAGUCUCCACUUGGAGCCUCCCGAGACUGGAACUAGAGUGUCCCAUCUCCGCCCAGAGCCUCCCGAGACUCAGGUGUUCAGUCUCCACCUGGAGCCUCCCAAGACUGGAGUGUCCCAUCUCCUCCCGGAGCCUCCUGAGACUGGAGUGUGUCAUCUCUGCCCAGAGCCUCCCAAGACUAGCGUAUCUCGUCUCCACCCGGAGCCUCCUGUGACUGGAGUGCCUGAUCUCUGCCCGGAGCCUCCCAAGACACGCGUAUCUCAUGGCCCAGAGCCUCCUGAGACUGGAGUGUCCCAUCUCCACCCAGAGCCUCCCAAGACUCGGGUGUCCAGUCUCCACCCGGAGCCUCCCGAGACUGGAGUGUCUCAUCUCCGCCCAGAGCCUCCCAAGACUCGCGUACCUCCUCUCCGCCCAGAGCCUCCCGAAAAUGGAGAGUCUCUUCUCUCCCCGGAGCCUGCCAAGACUCGCGUAUCUAAUCUCCGCCCGGAGCCUCCCGAGACUGGAGCGUCCCGUCUCCGCCCGGAGCCUCCCAAGACUCGGACUCCGGUGUCCAGUCUCCGCCCAGAGCCUCCCGAGACUGGAGUGUCCCAUCUCUGUCCGGAGCCUCCCAAGACUCGCGUAUCUCAUCUCCCUCCGGAGCCUCCUGAGACUGGAGUGUCCCAUCUCCGCCCAGAGCCUCCCAAGACUCGGGUGUCCAGUCUCCGCCGGGAGCCUCCUGAGACUGGAGUGUCCCAUCUCCGCCCAGAGCCUCCCAAGACUCGGGUGUCCAGUCUCCGCCGGGAACCUCCUGACACUGGAGUGUCCCAUCUCCGCCCAGGGCCUCCCAAGACUCGGGUGUCCCGUCUCCACCCAGAGCCUCCUGAGACUGGAGCGUCCCAUCUCCGCCCAGAGCCUCCCAAGACUCGGGUGUCCCGUCUCCGCCGGGAGCCUCCUGAGACUGGAGCGUCCCAUCUCCGCCCAGAGCCUCCCAAGACUCGGGUGUCCCGUCUCCACCCAGAGCCUCCUGAGACUGGAGCGUCCCGUCUCCGCCCAGAGCCUCCCAAGACUCGGGUGUCCCGUCUCCGCCCAGAGCCUCCUGAGACUAGAGUGUCCCAUCUCCGCCCGGAGCCUCCAGAAACUUGCGUAUCUCAUCUCCGCCUGGAGCCUCCAGACACUAGAGUGUCCCAUCUCUGCCCGGAGCCCCCCAAGAUACGCGUAUCUCAUCUCUGCCCAGAGUCUCCUGAAACUGGAGCGUCCCAUCUCCGCCCAGAGCCUCCCAAGACUCCGAUGUACAGUCUCCGCCUGGAGCCUCCCGAGAAUGGAGUGUCCCAUCCCUGCCCAGAGUCUCCCAAGACUCGGGUGUCCAGUCUCCACCCAGAGCCUCUUGAGACUGGAGUGUCCCAUCUCUGCCCAGAGCCUCUAGAGAUUUGCGUAUCUCAUCUCCGCCCGGAGUCUACCGAGACUGGAGUGUCUCAUCUCUGCCCAGAGCCUCCCAAGACCCCCGUGUCCAGUCUCCGCCCGGAGCCUCCUAAGACUGGAGCGUCCCAUCUCCGCCCAGAGCCUCCCAAGACUCCGGUGUCCAGUCUCCACCCAGAGCCUCCUGAAACUGGAGUGUCCCAUCUCUGUCCGGAGUCUCCCGAGACUCACGUAUCUCAUCUCUGCCCGGAGCCUCCCGAGACUGGAGUAUCCCAUCUCAGCCUGGAAACUCCCAACACUGGUCGGGUGUCCAGUUUCCUACUACAGCCUCCCAGGACUCGUCGAGUGUCCAGUCUCCGCCUGGAGCCUCUCAAGACUCGUCGAGUGUCCAGUCUCUGCCCGGAGACUACCAAGACUGGAGUAUCCCAUCUAAAAGAACUGUUUCAGGAAGAUACACCAAACACAACGGAGUGUGUUUCUGACUCUCUUCAACAUAGAUACACAUCGAGAAAACUCCGUGACUUCAAGUGGGCAGGAGACCUGGGAGUUGAUGAAGAAUCCAUCAGCAGUCUGUUUGACUUUACCCCUGAGUGCAAAGCAAACUAUCAAGACCAAAAGAUUAAGACGGUAAAUGAGUGUUCCUCAGGGCUGGAGUGCAGCAUGGAGCUAGAUGACAUGGAUGAGGUCAAAUUCUUCUCACAGAAAAAAGACUUGGAUGGGAAAAUCCACACUGCAUCGAAUUCUUAUAGUGCGGAGCAUGUGAACAUGGGGUAUGGAGCAUGGUACCUCAAGCCUAAGUUGGGACAAAAGCUAAGAAGUGAUGAACCGUUGAUUGACCCCAAGCUCCUACUUGAAAAGCCUGAUGAACCCGACAUUCUUGACGGUCUUUAUGGACCAAUUGCCUUUAAGGAUUUUAUAUUAAGCAAGGGCUACGAAAUGCCUGGCAUCAUUCAAAGGCUGUUUGCCAGGAAUGGAUGGACUUAUGACUCUGUUAAGACUCCUAUUCAACGUGCAAUGCAAGUUUACAAGUACGAAGAAGACGUCACAGAUGCAUCGGAAGAAGAUUAG
Messenger RNA from Cercocebus atys (sooty mangabey), 3156 nucleotides. RefSeq names its product family with sequence similarity 47, member C (gene FAM47C). Lineage: Eukaryota; Metazoa; Chordata; Mammalia; Primates; Cercopithecidae. The record is from RefSeq and is a predicted model, not a curated record. Bases 1 to 3156 code for a protein of 1051 amino acids. The transcript is spliced from 4 exons.